Messenger RNA from Fusarium keratoplasticum, 1776 nucleotides. RefSeq names its product MFS domain-containing protein. The transcript is spliced from 6 exons. Gene Ontology annotation, biological process: transmembrane transport. The record is from RefSeq and is a predicted model, not a curated record. Bases 1 to 1776 code for a protein of 591 amino acids. Lineage: Eukaryota; Fungi; Ascomycota; Sordariomycetes; Hypocreales; Nectriaceae. Gene Ontology annotation, molecular function: transmembrane transporter activity.
AUGUCGACAACAUCGGAAACGACUUUGAGCCAGCCCGUGGUUGACGGCGCGCCUAAUCCACCACGGCUUCACGACGAGAGUGUAACAUCUGAGAUUGGAGAUUCGUCGAGGACUGCAAGCCAGUUGCGAGAUGCUCUUGGCGCUUCAACAUCCCCUAGCGAAGAAAAGCCAACAGAUGUCAGGGAUCUCCAUGUCUAUCCCAGUGGUCUUUCUCUUGCCCUCAUUUGUCUCGGUCUGGGUCUCGCAGUAUUUUGCCUCGGACUAGACCGGUCUAUUCUUGCCACAGCCAUUCCCAAAAUCACGAACGACUUCGACUCGCUGAAUGACGUAGCCUGGUAUGGCUCGUCGUACCUGCUGACGACUUGCUGUUUCCAACUUAUGUUCGGGAAGCUCUAUGUGGAGUUCAAGACAACCUGGAUAUUCCUUCUUGCACUCGCUUUGUUCGAAUUAGGAUCCCUUGUGUGCGCUGUUGCACCCAGUUCCAUCGCUCUUAUAAUCGGGAGGUCUAUAGCUGGAAUUGGUUGUGCGGGCUUACUGUCAGGUGCGCUGAUCAUUCUCGCGAACAGUGUGCCUUUACAUAAGCGUCCGAUUUACACUGGACUUAUCGGCGCUGUCUCUGGCAUUGCACAGAUAAUUGCGCCGACACUGGGAGGCGUCUUCACUGACCAUGCUACGUGGCGUUGGUGUUUCUGGAUCAAUCUCCCUUUAGGCGCUGUUACAGCAGCUGUUGUUGUUUUUGUGAAAUUUCCUAUCAAGACCCAGCGAAGGCAUAUCACCGGGGUUCGCGUCUUCGUCCAUGCGAUUGAUCUUCUAGGAACUGUCGUGUUUAUGCCUUGCAUUAUUUGCCUCUUGCUGGCUCUCCAAUGGGGUGGCACAACCUACGCUUGGAGCAACUGGCGAAUUAUCAUGUGUCUUUGUUUCUUCGCUGUUCUGGGCUUCACCUGGGGUUGUAUCCAAUACCGGCGAGGUGAUGACGGUACGCUUCCUUCGCGCCUUCUUAAGCAACGAUCUGUCGUCAGUGGGAUGCUGUUCACCCUGGGAAUAAGCGGUUCCCUUUUUAUCGUCACAUACUACGUUCCGAUAUGGUUUCAAUCAGUCAAAAACACAACCGCAGAGCAGUCCGGAGUCAACUUCUUAACUGCCACGGGGGGUAUGUCUCUGGCUGCCGUACUGGGAGGCAUAGCAGCGUCCCGUAUUGGCUACUAUGUACCACAGAUGAUCCUGAGCUCUAUUGUCUCGUCUAUUGCCGCAGGACUCAUCUAUAGAUAUUCACUAAACACAACUACUGGAUAUUGGGUUGGCACUCUCAUCCUGUUUGGUGUUGGAGCUGGUUUGGGCCUGCAGAUGCCUCUGACGGCUGUCCAGACGGUUCUUAAGGGCGCAGACAUCUCUCUAGGCACAUCGGCCAUCGUUCUUGUGCAGACGAUUAGUGGCACGAUCUUCCUCGCUGUAGGGCAGAACGUCUUCCAAGCCAAGUUACUGGAGGAGUUGUCCAUCACAGCUCCGGAGGUAGAUCCUAGGCUUGUUGUUUCAAAUGGUGUUUCGGGACUUGUGGUAUUGAUAACUGAGACCUACGGCGCAGCAGUAGCGAAGGAGGUCCUAGAAGCAUACAACGCCGCCCUAAGGAGAUGCUUCAUGGUAUGCGUCAUUUUGGCUCCUCUCACCAUCCUCGGUGCGGUGGGAAUGGAAUGGAAGAACGUGAGACAAGGGAAACAUGCAAGCGAAGAUUCGAGGCAAGAAGAAGUAGGACUUGCGAAAAUGCCCUCUGCUACAUAG